AUGCUCACCGGGUUCGAUUACGGUGCACUUGGCGUCGAAUUGAUUAUACUUUACCUCGCUUUGAUUACGCUGAAGCGGCUGUUGAGGCAGAAGGAGAAAACUCCCAUCUGCUAUGCAAAUCGUGUGCUCAUCGUUGCUGAUCUGGCAAACCUGAUCUCCCGCGGGCUCCACGACGGCCUCGACAAAUUCUUUGAGGAUGAAGUAUUUGGCUCCUUCGGUGCUUCCAUCUUCCUUUUCGGGAUUACCUGGCGCUACGCGAUCGCGCUCUAUAUGUUCUUCCUGAUUUCCGUGCUCCAUUUGAUGGCCAUCCAUCGACCGACCGCCUAUCGUAAUAUCGAUUUUCCACGUGCCAUGCUUGCCAUUUGUCUUACUCUUGCUGCCGCGCUGGCCCACGCAUCGAAUAACUUCUUCGGAUGUGCCUGUCUCUCCUAUAAUAUAGCCACCCAAAGCUAUACCAUUCUGCCGGUUAACUUUCAGAUGCAAAUCGUUGUCGAUGUCUGGGACAAGAUUGUCAAGGCCGCCAUGAUCACCCUACUGAUCAUCACCGACUUUCUGAUCGUGCACAAGUGGUACAGCAUCAAAAUCGCUCGCAAUGCUGCUAGAAGAGCCGCGAAAAUCUCGACUGAAGCCUCGCUACCCGGGCAGGCGUCGCCAAACGUCCUGGUACUUACUCAACCAAGGAAAGCUACGACUGCGCUGGCGCUAGAUAAACGACUAGCCCUCGGCUUCGUCUUUAUCACCGUCGCCCUGAUUUAUAAUGCGUUCGUUUUCCGACUGAACGCUCUG
Molecule: messenger RNA, 786 nt
Organism: Mesorhabditis spiculigera
Lineage: Eukaryota; Metazoa; Nematoda; Chromadorea; Rhabditida; Rhabditidae
Source: the annotation of a GenBank genome assembly